AUGCUUCAAUCACGAUUGCCUAAACCAACCGAGAGAAGAAGCAUAGAAGUUGUUUCGAGAAAGUUUAAAGAUCUCAUGCAGAUUGGAAAUGUGAACGGAGCAAUCAAAUUAUUAACAAAUAACAUGGCAGGUGGCAUUCUUCCUUUAAAUGACAAAACAUUCAAUUUAUUACGAGUUAAACAUCCACCAGGCGAACAAGCGAAGGAAGACGUUAUAUUGCAAGGACCGUUAUCAAUGGUUAAUCCGAUUGUAUAUGACGUCAUUGAUGACAUGUACGUAUUGAAAGCUGCUCAAGUAACAAAAGGAGGCUCCGGGCCUUCUGGGAUGGACGCAGAUGGAUGGAGAAAGCCUUUAACUUCAAAGGUUUUUGGUGAAUGCGGUUUGGAUUUAAGAAGAGCUAUAGCCAACGUUAUAAAGAAGUUAUGUAUAGAAAAUGUUCAAGAUCAAUCGCUUGAAGCAUUUACUGCUUGCAGACUCGUACCUCUAGACAAAAAACCUGGAGUAAGACCAAUUGGUGUUGGAGAAGUCUUGCGAAGAAUAUGUGGCAAGGUAGUGAUGGCAGUUCUUCAGAAAGACGUCCUUAAAUCAAGUGCGGAAAUUCAGAUGUGCUCGGGUCAGAAGUCUGGCAGUGAAGCGGCAAUCCACGCGAUGAGGGAGGUAUUUGACAGUAAAGAAACAGACGCUGUUUUACUUGUUGAUGCAGCAAAUGCCUUCAAUAGUAUCAACAGAGAAGCACUCCUGCACAACGUCAAGAUUGUUUGCCCGACUAUUGCAUGUUAUGUCAUCAAUUGCUAUAGAUUUCAUGCGAGGCUUUUCAUCAUUGGAGGUAAAGAAAUAAGAUCCGAGGAGGGUACUACGCAGGGUGAUCCGCUAGGGAUGGCAAUAUACGCAAUUGGUCUAACACCCCUACUUAAUCUGAUGGCUGACGGAAUAUUUGAAACUACUGUUGCUGCUUUCGCUGAUGACGUUAGUGCAGGUGGAAAAUGUAGAAACUUGAAAGUUUGGUGGGAUAGAUUGAUGCAAAUUGGACCAUUGUUCGGUUACAAUCCACAACCUCACAAAUCUUGCAUAAUUGUAAAACCAGGACACGAACAACUGGCGAAAGCGACUUUUGAGGGCACGAAUAUCCAGAUAUGUACUGAUGGUGAAAGACAUCUUGGCGCCUCGAUCGGAAGUGACAGCUUCAGGAAGGAGUACUGUGAAAAAAUGGUAACGAACUGGGUAAAGGAGAUAUCUUUACUUUCAGAUAUUGCGCCAUCACAGCCACAAGCUGCUUAUGCCUGUUAUACAAGUGGUAAUCAACACAAAUUUUCAUUCUUCCUCAGAACAAUACCUGGGAUUGAGAAGUAUCUGAAUCCACUUGAAGAAAUUAUACGACAUCGAUUGCUACCUGCUAUUACUGGUGGACACAUUGUGAACGAUGAUGAACGCACACUCCUGUCUUUGCCUCCUCGACUUGGUGGUUUGGGAAUUAUCAAUCCCAUUGAACGAGCGCCCACAGAGCUACGAAACUCAGAAAGCAUAACUGCUUCUUUGAAGAACGUAAUUCUUCGUAAAAAUGUUGUUGAUGAAGAAAUAGUAUCAUUGACGGCAGUGAAAAACAACCGGAGACAACAGAAUCUGGAAAAGUUGAAAAAUCUACAAUUACGUAUGACACCUGAAGCUGCACGAUAUAUGAAGAGUGGUGUAUCAAAUUGGCUUACAACUUUACCAAUUAAAGAGCUGAACUAUGAUCUGAACAAGGAGCAGUUUUUUGACGACCUACGUUUGCGAUACGAUUGGACAAUCCCGAAACUUCCAUCAGAAUGCGUGUGUGGAAGCAAAUUUAAUGUUAGACACAUGCGUUAUCAUGCAAGAAAGGUGGCUACGUCUCUUUACGACACAAUGAGAUACGAGAUAUUACAGGUAAAUUACUGGAGGAACGGUGAAAGAAUCCAUCAAAACGGUAUUUUAUCACAGGAAGCACGAUUAGACGUCAGCGCAGUCGGUUUUUGGACCCCUGGUCAACGAGUAUUUUUAGAUGUACGGGUCUUUGACCUCAACGCUCUGAGAUACAAGGGUCUUUCUCUUGACAAAUGCUUCAAGAAAAACGAAGAAGAGAAGAAGAGAGGAUACAACGAAAGAGUUAUGCAAUCUCCUGCGAUCAACACUACUUUGCCUGAGAGGUUGCAGAUCCUUCGCUCGGGACCACCAGCUGACAGAUAUGGACCUCGGAAAUGUUGUAUCACUCAUUCGAUCCUGAAUAAUCAAAUUAUAUUUUUUGGGGUACCUGCUGAGACGCAUUUAUCUCUAAUAACCCUGUUUGAAGACAACGUGAUUUUGUUAUUUAGAAGUAACUAUGAAUGA
This is a messenger RNA of Hydractinia symbiolongicarpus, 2346 nucleotides long. RefSeq lists its product as uncharacterized. The coding region runs from base 1 to 2346 and encodes 781 amino acids. The record is from RefSeq and is a predicted model, not a curated record. Lineage: Eukaryota; Metazoa; Cnidaria; Hydrozoa; Anthoathecata; Hydractiniidae. The transcript has 6 exons.